AUGGCUUUUUUUUCGCGAAAGCGUGAGAGUGUAGAGCAGACUGGUUCUGAGAGGCGGAAACGAGUGAGAUGCGAGGGGGUGGUGAAUGAUGUGGGAGAUGCUGAGGAAGAUGGGAUGGGGGGUCGAGUGGCCUUGUCUUGUGAGCGGCGUGGUGGGAUUCAGACAUGUGCCGAAGAAGUUGAGCGAGUUUGUAGGCAUGAUGAGAUGGUAUUGACAGGAGAUACCGACGGCGCGAGCGAUCUGGCGUUCAACCCACCAGAAACCCUCCAAAAGACCCCCAGCACAGGGACGAAGCGACCCAGUGCUCAACUCGAGACUGACGAUACAAGCGACCUCCAACUAAAAGCAAACUCCCGAGCGAUCUACGACGCCAAUAAAACCGAAAUCAAUACGUGGUACGACAAAGACCACACCAAGAAACUUGGCAUCCCGCAGCACGGCAAGCCCAAACACAGCGCCGCGCCAUGGUACCAGAAGCUCCUGGUGUGGCAAAAAGCCCACGGGCACGUCGUCGCCUCGCCGCGCAAGAAGCGCAAACUCAACACCGGCAGCAGCCAGGCCAUCGAUGCCCAGACGUUGUCAGUCAAGUGUCGACAACGGCGACGUCUCCCAGGCGAUUCUGUCCCCGUUCCAGAACCGCCCUUCGUUGCGCUCUCCGACUUUGAAACCAUGCCAAACGGCAACUAUGCGUGCGGGCACGUGUAUCGCAAUCCGCCGCUGGAAUGCUGCGAGACGGGGCUGAGUAUGCAUGCGAAGAAGGAGGCGAUCAAGAAGAGCAAAGAAACCUGGAAGAAGCAGGUUGAGAGGCUGAUUGAUGGGGGGAAGUUGGAUCCCGGGCAUAAGGAGUGGGAGGGCUGGGUGUGUGAGGGGUUGAGGGAGAAGAAUCAGCCGGUGCUUUUUGCGAGGCAGAAGGAGGCGAGGGAGAAGAGGGCUAGAGAGAGGGAAGGGUGGAAGCGGGGGAUGAUUGAAGGUGGGGAGGUUGUGCGAAAGAGAAGUCGACAGUCGCUGCAGCGGCCAGACGUGUGCCAUUCUCCCGCUUGUCCAGCUUCGAACGAUGCCCCUCAGUCACCCAUUGACUACCAUCGUCCGCAACCGAUACCAGCGUUCCAGCGUCAGAGUAUCUCCAACGACAUCGCAGCCAUCCAGACCUCCUUCCUGGCCAAGCUAGUACGGACCAACCCGCGCCAACUACGCCAGCACGACGUGUUCUAUCGCCAUGCGCAGUAUCGUGAAUCGCUCAAAGAAAGCCCAGACUUUGGGUUGCUAAAGAAGUGGUACCUGGCGUACUUCCUGAAAGACAAAGAGCAGCCGCUGAGCGCUGAGCAGCGGGAACUGUUGGAAAAGGAGGAUCCAAGCUAUGUGGGUAGGAAGCGGGUUGGCAUUGGUCCGGCUUUGGCUGCUGUAGACUCGUUUUUUGGUGAGUACUUGGCUCAGAAGGCGAGCAUGCCGACGUUGCGAGCGGGUUCAUUAACGCCAGCUGCUGCAUCAGACUUCCAAGAUGCUCCCCCAGCACCAUCAUCUGCACGAAGAGAAGCCUUCAAGCCACAAGAUCCUGAGAUGAUAGAAAGCGGGCUUGGUCGCAUUCGAACUUCAGGUGGUGUGUUUCAGAAGCACGUCGGAUUCGCGGUGAGCGACCCCGUGUCGCAGAAGCUUACGCAAACUCGGUCUGAGGCGUAUUAUCUGAGCUCACUGCCGCAGUCAAUCGCCACUGGCAACGAAGUCGUGGAUGCAGAGAUGCGGAACAUGCUCCUGUAUGCUUACCAGGCAGAUCUGCCACCGCAGUUUUCGCUUGGAGCCAAGGCAGCUUCAACGUCGUGUCGUUGA
Messenger RNA from Ascochyta rabiei, 1824 nucleotides. RefSeq lists its product as uncharacterized. Bases 1 to 1824 code for a protein of 607 amino acids. The record is from RefSeq and is a predicted model, not a curated record. The transcript has a single exon. Lineage: Eukaryota; Fungi; Ascomycota; Dothideomycetes; Pleosporales; Didymellaceae.